GGCGAAGGAAGAAUGGAAGUUUCGGCGAGAAAAAUAGAUAGAACGUGCGCGCAGGCUCGCGCAGCGACAAGCCACCGACCAUUCCGCCCUAGCCGUCCUCCCUCCCUCCCUCCUACGAAGAUCUCUUUCCAAUUAAACAAACGCUCCCCCAAAAAUCCACCUUCCCACCAGUUAACCCAUCGCCCUCCUCCAGAUCCCAACCUCCCUAAUCCGUGGCCAGCAGAAGCGGCGGCGUUUCUAGGUAGAUACAGAUAGUAAUUUAAGGGCUAAGCUGCAAACCAAGAGAUGGACAGCAAAAAGAAGAGGAACAGGAAGAAGAAGGGAAACCAAGGGAAGAAUACUGGUGAUGCGGUGACCAAUGCCGAUGAAGCUGUUCCUCACAGCCACAAUGAUGAUUUGGCUCCAAAAGAAAAUUAUAGUGGUGCUGAUGCAGAUGAUGCAGUGUCCAGUGUUGGAGAUGCAGUGUCCAGUGUUGGAGAGGGAACACAGUACCAGAAUCACGAGCAGACUCCGCAUGCAAAGCAGAAUGUUGCAAACGCUGAUGAAACCAUAUCGUCGUCUGUUGGUGAGGUGAUUCCAUGCGACGAGAAUCACGAACCUACCAUGACACAGGAGAAUCACAAGGCCAGUAAUACAGUCUAUGCAGAUCAGAUGAGCAUUGGGAUUUCAGAUUCUACCAUGGAACUUGGCAAGGACCGACUUUUUGAAUCAAAGCUUGAUAAAUUACACGAUACAAUAAAGCAAUUGGAAGAUGAGAAAGGUUUAUGGCUUCAAAAAGUGAACGAGAUGGAGAGCGAACUUGAAAAGUUGCAUAACAAAGUGGGUUAUCAUGCACAAAAUGAGGUCAUUUUGGAGGAAAAACUUAAUAAUCUACAGAAUGGGUACGAUAUGCUGGUUAAAAAGGAGGAAGUUUUGGAUAACAAAGUCAAGUGCGUAGAGGAUGUCAAUGGUGUCCUAACUCAUCAGGAGACUUCUCUUAAAGAAAGAUUAAGUUUGCUGGAGGAAACCAACAAAGCAUUACAGGAGCAGGUGAAGGUAUUGGAUGAAACUUCAAAAAGUACUGUUGAGGAAAAUCAGCGGUUGGUGGUAAGUGUGGAUGAAUUGGAGUCAAGAUUACAAACCCUUGAAGCAAAGAUUGCACUUACUGAAGCCUCCAUUACUAAAGAGGUUCCUGAAAAUGAGGUGAUGAAUCAAACAGAUCUGUCCGGUUCAUUUCUCCAUAAGCAGACCACUGAUUUUACGACCGUGAUCAGUAAAGGUAACGAACUUGCUGCUGAUAGAGGUCUGAACAGUUCGCUGGCAGUUACUUCGGACAAUAUCUACAGUCAUGUCAGCAACAUUCCUGUUGGUGCCUAUUCUAGUGAUCAUGCAGAUGAAACUUCGGUGUACGUUGCAGAAGCAACGAGCAGCAAUGGUGCUGGCCAGAGCCUCAUGAACGCAAAUGCAUGCCAAGGAUUUGAUGAACCAAGAACAAGUGGUGAAAUCGUGCCGGUUCCGUUGGAUGAUAUACUGAUUCAUGAAGAUGAUCCACAGACAGCUGAGGAGGUUCCAUUUACUGAUGCCCCCAUUGUUGGCGCACCCUUCCGGUUGAUCUCGUUUGUUGCUAGGUAUGUCAGUGGUGCAGACUUGGUGAACCAAAAGUAACUCUACAUCUGCCCAUCGGGCUGCUCGAGAUCUGUGUGCUGGAAAGAGGAGUCCUGUUUUUUGUUGCACUGACAUAGUUUUCAGUAAGCUUUUGGAACUUCUUCGUAACAUUAAGAUGGUGGCGAAUGUGUUGGACGGGUGCAUUGGAUUCUGCAGAGAUAUGGACGCUAUGGUGAUUUGUGGCGGUGCUUGCUGCCGAUAGAUUUUUCUUCCUCCCCUGUAAUUUUAUCAGGGGCGUGAGAAGUUAUUGUUCCGGAUUUAUACAAGAGGGCUUUGUCUGACCAUGUGAGAAGCUGUACUGGCCAGAUUUAUAUUAUAGUAACAUCUGAAAUGUUGGUAUGCCUUGUAUUCUCUGAGUUCUGGUAUGUGGGUGAUACGGCCACCUUGAUUGGUUAUUACUCCCUCCGUUCCGUUCUAAGUGUUAAGGGUGCGUUUGGUUGCAGUCAUCAACCGGAAUGUCAUGGGUCGGACCCGUUCCUAGCCCCGUUCUGGUGUUUGGUAGGAGUAUAGAGCUGGAACGGUAACCGACCCGUUCCUAGCCCCGUUCUGGUGUUUGGUAGGAGUAUAGAGCUGGAACGGUAACCGACUGGUUCCCACGAACCGAAUAUUCCUCUCAGAUGCGGAACGCGCUCAUACCUCCAAAUCGAGCGGAGCACAUGGAACCGGUCGUUAUCCUCGCACUCCCGCAACUCUAUCGCCUCUCCCUCUCUCGACACGAGCGGCGGCGGGUAGCAAUAGGCGGCGUUGGAGGGAGGCGAGCAACGGCGGGCACCGAGAGACGGCGCUGGAUGGAGGCGAGCGACGGCGGGCACCGAGAGACGGCGGCUAAUGGAGGCGGGCGGCGGCGUAGAUCCGUACCAGAGUGCACGAGCAGCUCCUGCACGGCCUCAUGCAUCACGAGACGGCCGCGCUGGAUGGCCGCGAGCGACGGCGUUGAUCUGUAGUACGCGCAGCUGUGCGGCCUCGUGCACCGCUAGGCGCGGUCUUCGCGCCCAGGUGUCUCCAGUCCUGUGCCGGCGCCCAGCGAGCCCAACCAGUGCGCCGGCGAUUGGGGCUAAGCCCUGUACUGUUGAGCUCCCCAUCCAAUUCAGUCUUUGUCUUGUCGAGAUCAGCCAUUUGACUGAAACCGGCUGUUUUUGGUGUUCUGAAAUCUGAUUCAGUGUAUGCACUGCUCUUUUUUAAUUCAGCUUAAUCUUGCCCA
Molecule: messenger RNA, 2845 nt
Organism: Triticum aestivum (bread wheat)
Lineage: Eukaryota; Viridiplantae; Streptophyta; Magnoliopsida; Poales; Poaceae
Product: meiotic coiled-coil protein 3
Exons: 10
Coding region: 286-1644 (452 amino acids)
Source: RefSeq, a predicted model, not a curated record